Impatiens glandulifera is the source of this 1580-nucleotide messenger RNA. RefSeq names its product alkane hydroxylase MAH1-like. The transcript has a single exon. Gene Ontology annotation, molecular function: monooxygenase activity; oxidoreductase activity, acting on paired donors, with incorporation or reduction of molecular oxygen; heme binding. The record is from RefSeq and is a predicted model, not a curated record. The coding region runs from base 1 to 1563 and encodes 520 amino acids. NCBI's taxonomy places the organism in Eukaryota, Viridiplantae, Streptophyta, Magnoliopsida, Ericales, Balsaminaceae.
AUGACACUUUCUCUAGGAUACUUUGAUAUUGCAAUAACUCUCUUGUUUAUCUUGGUUAUUGCUAAUUUCUUCCGAAUCAACCGCAGUUCAUUCCACACGCUCAUUCCCUUGGAAUGGCCACUCAUCGGAAUGCUUCCCACAAUCAUCGUUAACAUCAACCAUUUCCACGACCUUUUAGUCGAAGUUCACGCCAUCGUCGGACCCACAUUCCUCUUCAAAUCCCUUUUGUUGUCGAAUAUGAGCAUAUUGUCGAGUGUGGAUCCCAUGGAUAUGCAUUACAUAAUGAGCAAGAACAUGCAAAACUUCCCUAAGGCGCCUCUCUUCUCGAAAAUGUUUGAUUUUUUGGGCAAAGCGAUUUUCAACUGUGACGGCGAAGAGUGGAAGGUACAAAGACGAGUGAUUCAAGCGCUUCUCAAGAAUAACCGCUUCAACCGGUUCUUAGAAAAGACAAGUGAGCGGACUAUAGAAAAAGGGUUGAUACCCGUUCUUGAUAACACUGCUAAUAAUGGAUUGGUCCUUGACUUACAAGACAUGUUCAUUCGGUUGACAUUUGAUACGUCGUGUAAGAUUGUAACCGGAUACGAACCAUGUACCCUCUCCCUUGAGUUACCGGAGAUACCAUUCUCGAAGGCAUUAGAUGAGGCAGAAGAGGCGGUUUUCUUACGUCAUGCAAUGCCGGAGACAAUUUGGAAGCUUAUGAAAUGGAUGAACAUUGGAUCCGAAAAGACUCUUAAACAUGCAUGGGUCAUAUUGGAUGUGGAGAUCGGGAAAUUGAUAUCCAUUAAGAGAGAACAACUUGCUAAGGAGACGUACGACCCAACUAAAGUUAAUGGAUCAGAACAAAAGGAAGAAGGAAUCGAUUUCUUGACGUCGUACUUAUACGCCAAUGAACAAAUGUAUGCGUCGUUAAAGAUUGACGACAACUUCUUAAGAGACACUAUUCUGAACACAAUGUUAGCCAUCCGAGACACAACGACAUCUUCCCUAACUUGGUUCAUCUGGCUGGUAAUAAUUUACCCGGAAACCCUAAACAAGAUCAGGGAAGAGCUCAAUUCGGUUUUACCAUCGUUGGAAUCCGAAAACCCAUACAUAUUCAAAUCGGAAAAUGUGAACAAGCUUACAUAUCUUCAUGCAUGCGUUAGUGAAAGUUUAAGACUCUACCCACCUAUUCCAUUUCAGCUAAGAGUACCAGAAAAGCCAGACAAGCUUCCUAGCGGAGUUUGUGUAGAUCGAGAUGAUAAAAUCUUAAUGUCGAUUUAUGCAAUGGCGAGAAUGAAGUCUAUAUGGGGGCAAGAUUGUUCUGAAUUCAAGCCUGAAAGAUGGAUAUCAGAAAAAGGAGGGAUUAAACACGAGCCUUCGUAUAAAUACCCAGUAUUUAAUGAUGGGCCGAGGAAUUGUCUCGGGAAAGAGAUGGCGUUUACUCAGACGAAGAUGGUGGCAGCAACAAUAAUUCAUAAUUACAAUUUGGAGAUGGUGGAAGGACAUGUUGUGGAGAAGAACUGUUCCAUUAUAUUGUAUAUGAAGCAUGGCCUCAAGGUGAAGGUGUUCAAAAGAUGGACCUAAAAUGAAAAGGAGGAAAU